CGAAUAAGCUCAGUUAUCCCGCGUUUAUCCGUGCUAACUAGAGCGCUCGCAGCGCGUGGCGAUUUCCGAGUUACCCGGUAGACGAGACCCGAGGAUCGCGAUCCAGUAGGAAUCGCGGCCCGGAAGUCCCUUCUGUGUCCACGAAUCGAAGGUCAAGGCUACCGGAGGUAUGGGUAAAGACUGUGGAAUAUGUGGGAUUUAUCCGAGGUGGCUGCGAAAUCGAGCCACCCCGAGAACUUUCAUCGUGGUGUACGGUUUGCUGGGCACCGUCCAGGCGAUGGCCUUCAUCUACAUUGUCGUCACCCUGACGACUUUGGAGAAGAGAUUCAAGAUACCCAGUCGUACGACUGGGUUGAUCCUUUCGGGUAACGAGAUCUCUGAGAUCUUGUCCCUGGUUUUAACCUAUUACGGUGGGUCCAGCCAUCGGCCAAGAUGGAUCGCAGUUGGAGUCGGCUUGAGCUCAUUGUCCUGUCUCGUUUUGGCACUGCCGCACUUCAUAUACGGUCCUGGAAAGGACGCCUUGGCAUUGACGAAGGAAUAUCUAGACCAGACCUUGUUGAACAUGACAACUCUCCCGAAUGACCUCGCGAUCUGCCCGCGUAUGGAUCAGCCGGAACUCUGCGACGCCGAAACCAAGUUGAGCUUUAGUUAUCUCCCUCGACUAUUAGUUUUUUUAUCUCAAUUUAUCCUUGGUAUCGGAACUACUCUUUAUUACUGUUUGGGACAGACGUAUUUAGACGACAACACGAAGAAGAAAAAUACACCUAUGCUAUUAGGUUUUACGUUCGCUUUACGUACCGUGGGUCCGACGAUCGGAUUUCUAUUGGGCUAUGGUUGUCUGAGUUUAUACAUAGACCCAAACCUUCAUCCUGUUAUUUCGAAGAAAGACCCGCGAUGGUUAGGCGCAUGGUGGCUCGGAUGGAUCAUUCUUGGCUUUAUAAUGGGUGUGUUCGCUAUUUUGAUUGCUUUGUUUCCACGUGAGCUUCCAAAAUCGAAAGAUACUUCUAAACAGACUCCUAAACAGGAUGGCGAAAUACCUUUGAAGUUAGAUUUAGUGCUGCAGCAGAAGCCUCCGAUACAGAUGGACCGUACCAGCAGUGCCAACCCAAUACCCUUGGAAACUGAGUACAUACCGACAAUCCGUGAAUUUCCGAAAGCCAUGAAACGGCUGUUAACGAACUGGCUGUUGACCUGCAACAAUUUAAGCGGCGUAUUUUACGUGCUCGGCGCUUCUGCCUAUAUCACAUUCAUAGCGAAGUAUCUUGAAGUUCAAUAUGGUACGUCCGCGGCUGGCGGUACUGUAAUAGCAGGUCCCAUAUCGCUGUUUGGUAUGAUAUUAGGAUUUCUGCUAUCGGGAUUAAUAAUUACCAAAUUUAAACCGGGCCCCAGGCCGCUUCUCGCGUGGAAUGUACUCGUUGGUAUUUGCUUCGUCUUGGGACAAAUAGUGUUUAUAUUUCUUGGUUGCACGGGUUCUGGGAUACGCGGUAUAGACUUGGAGACUUUGCAAAUGAAUUUGACAGCUGGUUGCAAUGCCGAUUGCAACUGCGUAGGUGUCAAAUAUUCACCGGUCUGCCACGAGGCGUCGAAGACGACUUUCUUCUCUGCCUGUCACGCGGGAUGCCGAACGAUGCUGGACGACAAACAGUUUGGAAACUGCAGUUGUCUACCGUUGAACGAAUCGAGCUAUGUCGGAGACUACUCCGAUUACUUUGGCGGCUCCGGCAGAGCCGUCACUUUGGAACAGCAGAUGUUCGACUCGCAAGCACUCCCGCCGCUCUUCGACAAAGUUAAAGCCGGCCCGUGCACCACCGAUUGCAACCGGCCGUAUUUGCUCUUCAUGGUGAUCACUUGCGUGAUCCAACUGUUGGGCUGUUCCGGGAGAAUCGGUAAUGUUCUAGUGAACUACAGAUGCGUCGACAAGAAGGACAAGAGCUUCGCUCAGGGUAUCACGCUUAUGAUCAUCUCGCUACUGGCUCUAAUUCCGGGACCGAUUAUCUACGGAGCUAUCAUCGAUUCGACUUGUUUGAUAUGGGAGGAAUCCUGCGGAACUAGAGGAAACUGCUGGUUUUAUCACCGAGACAACUUCCGAUACUUGGUGAACAUUUCAGCGGCCGGAUUUACCAUAAUAGGGGUACUAUUUGAUGCUAUGGUUUGUUAUCUCGGCAAAAAUUUGGAUCUAUACGGCGACAUGGAGAGCGACAAGAGGCGCGAGUUCGUGAAAGAAGACGUUGCGAUGGAUAAUGUAGACAGGAAGAAGGAAGUUAAUGGGACUUUAAAUCAGAGGACAGAGCAGAGUCGUCUAUAACGCUCGCUGUCGCCCGAUAGUGGACAAAUCCGAUGAGAUUUGUGAAAUUGCUCUAGGUACCUGAAAAAUUUCGGGGCUUUUGUGACUGACGCCGAACAUUCCGAUGAUUAGUAGGUAGUGCAAUAAUUUUAUUAGUGAUAGAAACUAUAAUCGUGUAAAUAACGUUAUUGCAUUUUAAUUGUUAAACUCUCAACCUUCUAGAUACUUGGAACGGAAAGCUGCGAGCUAUUCGUUGUUACAAUUUUGUUGUUAAAUCUUUAUUUUUCGAAUCAUACUCAUUUCUAUUUCUUUGUAAAUAAAUCACGUUUAUUUUUUAUUAA
Messenger RNA from Monomorium pharaonis (pharaoh ant), 2625 nucleotides. RefSeq names its product solute carrier organic anion transporter family member 74D (gene Oatp33Ea). Bases 170 to 2305 code for a protein of 711 amino acids. The record is from RefSeq and is a predicted model, not a curated record. Gene Ontology annotation, cellular component: membrane. Gene Ontology annotation, biological process: sodium-independent organic anion transport; transmembrane transport. Gene Ontology annotation, molecular function: protein binding. The transcript is spliced from 8 exons. NCBI's taxonomy places the organism in Eukaryota, Metazoa, Arthropoda, Insecta, Hymenoptera, Formicidae.